UGAACUUCACCAGAUCGUUCAUUCUCUGGUCGUGGUUCUGACUUUUCCUCUUUCUACUGCAAAAAUCGGGAUACAAUCGGUCCGUCUCAAAACACAUGUACCACAAAUUUGGAAAUAAUCUGUCGUUUUAACUAAUAUCCUGGCAGUUGACCAAAGGAAAAGAAUAACUUAUUGCAAAGAUGGAUAUGGAACUAAAGAAGGCUUUCACCGAGAUGCAGGUGAACAAAAUUGAAUCAACCAAAAAGAUUCGUCUGCUGGAUAUGAAAACCGAUAGUCUCAAGGUGCAAAAGCAGCGGAUAGAGGUAACGAGCAAGGAAAUUUCGGGCCUUAACACAGAAACGAAGGUUUAUGCUUCUGUUGGUCGAAUGUUUGUCUUGUCGGAUGUUCCUUCUCUGACGGAAGAGAUGAAGACGAAACAAACUAGUUUCGAGGACAUGAUAAGCCAGUGUGACAAGAACAAGGAAUUUCUGCUGAAAAAUCUAAAGGAGCAGGAAGAUAGCUUACGAGAACUGGUCCAACAGAAGCGAACUGAAUCGACCACUAAAGAAAACGGAACCGACAACAAAAAAGAGUAAACGUUCUACUUUCUUCAAAUAGGUUCUAAGCAGUACUCAUUCAAAACCAGAUACCAUUAUUCUCAGUUAAGGAUGCAUUUCGGAUUACUAAAUACCCGGGAAAAGUAUCGCAAUUUUUUUUUGUAACCAUUCUUUGAAUAAAACAUUAACGCUUGAACGGAUUA
Messenger RNA from Uranotaenia lowii, 739 nucleotides. It is a transcript of the gene Pfdn1, whose product is annotated as prefoldin subunit 1. Gene Ontology annotation, cellular component: cytoplasm; prefoldin complex. The record is from RefSeq and is a predicted model, not a curated record. Gene Ontology annotation, molecular function: protein folding chaperone. The coding region runs from base 180 to 575 and encodes 131 amino acids. The transcript has 2 exons. Lineage: Eukaryota; Metazoa; Arthropoda; Insecta; Diptera; Culicidae. Gene Ontology annotation, biological process: protein folding.